This is a messenger RNA of Gilbertella persicaria, 678 nucleotides long. RefSeq lists its product as uncharacterized. The record is from RefSeq and is a predicted model, not a curated record. NCBI's taxonomy places the organism in Eukaryota, Fungi, Mucoromycota, Mucoromycetes, Mucorales, Choanephoraceae. Bases 1 to 678 code for a protein of 225 amino acids. The transcript has a single exon.
AUGGAUGAUCUCAUACCCAACGGAAAUAACAAGAUAUUGUUUGGAAACACAUUCAAAUCCGACGGUUUUUCUGUUGACCUUCUGUUCUAUCGAAGGGAAAAAAAGAAGGAUGACACUGGUGUUGAAUUAGCUCUUGAAGACUUCAACUACGAAGAGGUCAUCAAUCAGUAUCAACCGGUUUUCCUUGAUCCAGGACGUAAAUCAUUAUUUACAGCUGUUGUAGGCGUAGAGUCAGCUAAGCAAAUUCGGAAGUCGUCCGCCAAGGAAUACUACCAUUUGACAGGUAGUACUGUGUAUAGCAAAAAACUUGAGUCAAAGAAACAACGCUCUGGUAUCCUUACACUCGAGUCCCAAAUUCCCACGUCAAAAACAACAGAACCAGACUCAUAUGAAAAUUAUGCUACAUACAUAUUAGCACAUCUUAACAGGCUACUGACAUUUUACGGCAAGGAAACCGCAAAGUGUCAUUUCCAGCUGUAUCAAGGCAGGCAACGGGCACCAGAAAUGAUGGUUAAUAUGUUAACUCACGGUACUGCCAAGUACAACAAAUUUCAGAGGAAGAAAAAAGGAAAGAAGAAUGUCAAGCGAGGAAAAAAGAAGAAGAAAAAGCCCAAGAUAGAUGGUGGCAAAGAAAAUGAAGGGCUAAAAUCAAAACUUGAUACAACCGCAAAGAAGUAA